Molecule: messenger RNA, 249 nt
Organism: Cavenderia fasciculata
Lineage: Eukaryota; Evosea; Eumycetozoa; Acytosteliales; Cavenderiaceae
Exons: 1
Coding region: 1-249 (82 amino acids)
Source: RefSeq, a predicted model, not a curated record
AUGUAUGUCUUGAUUGCGACACUAAUCACCUUUCAAACCACUGGUAUCAAGGAUUAUGUUCAUCCUCCCUUAAUCAGAGGUGGUCUCCAAGCAGAGAUAUUGGAUAAUUUAGAAGAAAAUAUAUUCUCAUUCAAUGUGGAUAUCUUUUAUAGAUUUCAAUAUCUUUUCUCUCUUUUGGAAAAGGAUAAAGAUCCAUUCUCUGCUUUUUUAGUGACCGGACUUGACAGAAUUUUCAACAACAAAACAUAA